Messenger RNA from Mycena indigotica, 1818 nucleotides. RefSeq lists its product as uncharacterized. The coding region runs from base 1 to 1818 and encodes 605 amino acids. Gene Ontology annotation, molecular function: oxidoreductase activity, acting on paired donors, with incorporation or reduction of molecular oxygen; iron ion binding; heme binding. The transcript has 17 exons. The record is from RefSeq and is a predicted model, not a curated record. NCBI's taxonomy places the organism in Eukaryota, Fungi, Basidiomycota, Agaricomycetes, Agaricales, Mycenaceae.
AUGGAUGCUGUCGCCCGAGGAGCCUCCGUCAGCACAAAGAUUGAAAGAAGAUCUGCCGCGGUACGGCUUGCUCUGCGGCGCUGCGCUGACACGUUUGGAUUCUCUGAAAAUGAGUCAAUAUUGUCCUUUGCGGCCGAAGCGCUCGAAAUACCCCAUUGCGUUUCUCCCUUGGUGAGUGCUAUAAAAAUGCUCGUCCAGAUACUCCUCCCAAUCGCGACCACGCUGCUCGCCUACCUGAUCCUUCCACUCCUUCGAAUACUAUAUCAUAAUUUCUCCUCGCCGUUGCGCAAGAUUUUGCGCGGACCACCACUGAGCAAUGUGCUCGUCGGAAACUUCAAAGAGAUGACUUUGGAUGCCCGACGCGCGAGCGAAUGGCGUGAGGAAUAUGGUGCCACCUUCAUGUUCCAUGGAUUGCUCAGCAUUCCCGAGCUACACACGUCGGACAUCAAGGCGCUGAACCACAUCAUCACUCACUCCGAAAUAUACCAACGAGCAGAUAGCGAGCGAGAUGGGCUUCAUCGAUUUGUUGGUGAAGGGCUCUUAUUCGCAGAAACGGACCAACAUAAACGUCAGAGACGCGUUAUAAAUCCUGCAUUCACGCUUUCCCACAUCCGCACCAUCACGGAAACCUUCAUUGAAAAAGCAAUCCGAUUGCGCGAUAUCUGGACCGAAGAAAUUACACAUGAUGUCGACACCAAAAACGAUUUCCGCGGCAUCAUAGACGUGCUGCCUGGGCUCAGGAAACUCACUUUGGACAUUAUCGGCCGCGCUGGUUUUGGCUACGAUUUCAACGCACUUGAGGGCCACACCAGCGAGCUCGACCAGGCAUUUACCGACCUCUUUCAUGCCCCGCAUGCAAACCUCUAUGCGGCAGUCCGUCUGGCACAAACAGCUAUACCCAUUCUUAAACUACUGCCUCUUCCGGGAACAUUCGUCCUUCGCUCCGCGCGCAACCGCAUGGACGCUAUCGGGCGCCAGAUCAUCGGCAAGAGCAAAGCGGGUCUUGUAGAUGAGGAGGGGCUCAAGGCUCUUGGUGGGCGGAGAGACAUACUUUCCGUUCUACUCAGGGCCAAUAUGUCCCCGGACUUGCCGCACAGCCAGCGCCUUUCGGACGCCGAAGUCCUUGCUCAAAUUCCCUCGUUUUUUGUCGCAGGACAUGAGACGACAAGGCGAGCUCAUGCCGCGGCCUCCUGGGCGCUCCACGCGCUUUCCACGAAUGUUGCAGUCCAAGACGAGCUUCGUCGAGAACUGCUCGCGGUCCCAACGGACAACCCCACUUUGGACGACCUCAAUGCGCUUCCAUUUCUGGAGAAGGUCGUCCGCGAGACCAUGCGGCUGCAUGCGCCAGUCCUGUUCAUGUUGCGCAAGGCGAUGACGGAUGAUGUUCUGCCGCUAAGCAACCCGGUCAUCGACCGUGAGGGCAAAGAACAUUGGAGUCUCCCUGUUCCUAAAGGCCAGAUCAUCCAUCUGCCCAUCUGGGCGGUGAAUACCUCGACGGAGAUAUGGGGCAAGGAUGCAUUAGAGUUUCGCCCGGAUCGAUGGGAGAGCAUCCCCGCUGCUGCCAGCGCUGUGCCCGGUGCCUGGGCUAAUCUCUUCACCUUCCUGGCGGGCCCGCACCACUGCAUCGGCUUCCGCUUCUCCCUUGCUGAACUCAAGGCAAUCCUCUUCACGCUGAUUCGCGCAUUCGAAAUUCGCUCAGCCAACGUGGAAGGAGGAAUCGGGCCUGUCUUGAGCGGGGUGAUGCAGCGACCGGGGGUGUUGGCGCAGGAAAACGGCUCGGGACUGCCGUUGGUGCUGAAGUUGGUGCAAGAGGUCUGA